UUUUGGCGGGCUUAAUGGUCCGGUCCACUGCGCCCUUGCUACUGCUCUCAGGUUGGCUCAUUACGUUAAUACAUGGAGAAGUCGAGCUAGUGCUAUAACUGAACCUUUUUUCUAGCACUCAGAGCGAUCGGGCAACUUCCCGAAGGAUAGUUGACUGUCUAGUCACAUUUAUAACCAUAACUGCCUUUGUGCUCAGCCUGUCAAUUUUUUUCUCUUCUGGAUUCAUCAUUCGAUGUUUUUCUCCGGGUCUUCACUUGCUGUCUUCAUUGACAGCAACCACUCACCUUCGUAUGAUGGCGCCAUGUAUCUUUCUCGCGGCGUUUAACGUUAUAAGCAUGGCUCGACUGACAUCAAUAUCCCAGCUUGGACUAUCAGUGUUUACACCAGCAAUUUCCAGCCUCACGAUUGUUGCUGUCAUAUCACAGCAGUUCAUUACAGAUAUUUUUAGAUUUUGUAAAGUACCGUCUUACUUAUACAAGGCGGAAAACUUGCUUGCUCUUGGUAUGUGUUCCUGUUCGAAGAAGCUGGAAAUAUGAUUCUAUUAGAGCAACAUGACAGGCACAUUACUUGGCUCAUUUUUUCAAUACGUUUUACUUCGUGUAUUUUCAAGAUCGCAUUAUAAAAGUGGCAGCUUUCUUUUAAGUAGCUUGGCUUCCUGUGGUUCGCAGGGUUUGCGGGCUUCUUUGAGUAUGUUGUUACAAGCGUGCAUGACUUCUGGGAUGCUUCAGAUUGCUUCGAGUACGGAUACCUU
Molecule: messenger RNA, 751 nt
Organism: Micromonas pusilla CCMP1545
Lineage: Eukaryota; Viridiplantae; Chlorophyta; Mamiellophyceae; Mamiellales; Mamiellaceae
Exons: 6
Coding region: 291-536 (81 amino acids)
Source: RefSeq, a predicted model, not a curated record